AAUAUUCUGUUCAUUCUCAGGGGUGUACGAUCCAAUUUUUUUCUCCAUUAAUGGAGUUUUCUUGAGAUCGAUUUUCUUUUUCUUUCGAGUGAUCUUCUCUGUCUCUUGUUUUCUGUUUUUAAAUCACUCGAUUUAUCUCAAGAUUUCAUCUAGAUAUUAUUUUUCUUGAACCUCUCUAUUCUUGAUAUAUUAUUUUCAAUUGAUUUUUUUCCCAGAUUUGCUUUCUUUAUUCAACCUUUACUCCAUUUUCAAGAUUCUUUGAUCAUUGUUAAUCAUGGAAAGUCAAUUCAUAUCUAAAGUUCAUCUGAAUCAUUUAACCAGCAUUGUCAACUUCAAACUUAAAGAAGACAACUUUUUAACAUGGAAAUCUGUAAAUCUCUCUCUUCUCAACAAAUUUCAAGUUGCAGAUUAUGUUAUUGGUGAACGAGCAUGUCCGGAGCAAUUUACCACCCACGAUAAUGCAGACAACAACAUUGUGAAUCCUGCUUUCACUCUAUGGCAAGAUGAAGAUUCUACUAUCAUCCUUUGGCUUAAUUCAACUAUAUAUGAUUCGAUUCUUCCUUAUUUUGCUAGUGCACUGCAACUUCUCAUGAACUAUGGAGCAACAUUGAAUCAAGAUUAUCUCAGAUCUUCAAUCUGGGUCUGUUGCAGGGCCCUCAUGUCAAUGGCCUCUAUCACAUCAACUUUAAUUCACCAAUAAAACAAACAAUCAAGGCUCUACAUCUAAGUAAAGCUUCCUCAUCAUCCUGGCAUCACAGACUUGCACACCCAUCAUUUCAAACUCUUUGGAGAGUAUGUCAUCUCAUUGACAAUUAUGUAAUAACAACAUCAUUCUUCUGUGAGUGCUGUCAAUUAGGAAGGUCUCAUAAAUUCCCUUUUACUAUUUCUUCUCAUUGUAC
This is a messenger RNA of Papaver somniferum (opium poppy), 899 nucleotides long. RefSeq lists its product as uncharacterized. The coding region runs from base 275 to 700 and encodes 141 amino acids. NCBI's taxonomy places the organism in Eukaryota, Viridiplantae, Streptophyta, Magnoliopsida, Ranunculales, Papaveraceae. The transcript has 2 exons. The record is from RefSeq and is a predicted model, not a curated record.